AAACGCGUCCCGUGGGUGGGCAGGGCAGGGCAGGGCAGGGCAGGACAGGACCGGACCGGGGCGGGCCGGGGGCGGCUCCGCGGGGAAGCCGGGGACGGUGCGGGGACACAGCCCCAGAGCUGCCAGCGCCCGACAUGGACUGCGGAGUCAUCACCUCCAAGACUGUGCUGCUGCUGCUGAGCCUCGCCUUCUGGGCAGCAGCUGCAGGCCUCAGCUAUGUUGGGGCGUACGUCAUCGACACCUACAAGAGCUACGACAACUUUCUGCAGGACAAGUACGCCCUGCUGCCGGCCGUGAUCAUCAUUUGCGUGGCCGUGGUGAUGUUCAUCAUCGGGCUGAUCGGCUGCUGCGCCACCUUCCGCGAGUCUCGGGUCGGCCUGGGGCUGUUCUUGGCUAUUAUCCUGGUUAUCUUCAUUGCAGAAGUGUCUGCUUUUGUCCUGGGAUUUGUUUACAGAGAAAAGGUAAAAACUGAUGUGCAAGGUACAAUGCACUCAGUCUUUGAGAAGUAUGAUGGCAAAAACCCGGAGUCUACAGUUGUGGAUUACUUGCAAGAACAACUUCACUGCUGCGGGGUUAAGAACUACAGUGACUGGACGACCACCCAGUGGUUUAAUUCCACAGGGAACAGCAGUGUCCCCCUGAGCUGCUGCCAGCAAGAGGCCAAGAACUGCACAGGGCAUCUGGAUCAGCCGCAGGAGCUCAACACAAGGGGCUGUGCACAGGAGCUGGAGUCUGGGCUGCAGAGUGUUAUCAGCUAUGCCAUGCUUGUAAUCCUGGGGUUUGCCAUUGUAAAGUUCUUUGGCAUGCUGAGCAUCUGUGUGCUUACUUGCAAGAAGGAAGAAAGUGGAUAUCAGCCUCUCUACUCAGGGGUGUUUGCUUAAUAAACUGUAAAGAACAAUCUUGCUUCCUGAUGAUGAGACUGACUCAUGAUCGUACCACAGCUUUCUGAAACGUAAUGCUAAAUUCAGACACCUAUACUACAAUACUACACCGGGUGGUGUAGUAGGCUCCAGAAUAACUUUCUUCUGACCUUUCCUCUGCCCUGAAAACAAGCAGCAGAAACUUUACCUUUUAAUCAAUGAAGUGGUGGAGACCACAGGAGGGGUUUCGGUUGUCCGCACAAACCUCAGAUCAUUCCCAUGAUGUGGUUUAAACAACAAAAGAAACUCCUGAACGCCAGGUUUAAAUGCUCUUCACAGGCACAUAGGGGAUCUGUAUUAUGUUUUUUCUUUAUCUGAUCGUGCAGUUUUGGGUUUUUCCCUUUUCUUAGGUCAUAUGCUGUAAUUUUGUAUACUGCAGAAGUUGUUAGUGCAAGACAUCCCCAUGCUUAAAGUCUAGAACAACAAUUUGUGUGGUUAUUUGGAGAAGUGAGCAAACACAAAAAACUCCAGGUUUUGAACUUUUGGGCUUAGAACUCUCUUUUUUAAAUCUCUUUAAUUACUGACAUUAAAAAUUCCUUGUGAAGCAGGGCUUUUGAACUUUUCUUCCUCCUUUUUCUACAGUUUGCCUGGGGGAAUUAGUGCCAUGUUUCCACCUUGACUGCUGUUCUCCACUAAAAUGUUAAAAAGAUGCAUUAUUGUACAAAGCAAUUUCAGUAACCCGCUGUAGCGCUGCUUUUGCGUAUUUUCUGUUCUUUAUUCUGCUGGACACAGUCACUUCUUGGAUCACAUCCCUGCUUUAACACAGUCCUUCUUUAACUCGUUUGUAUGUUAAUCUGUUCAUAAGCUCUUCAGGAUUUUGGGGAUAGAGAACAGAGGGAACUGUGAGUUUUUAUGUAUCAGGGAAUUGUGGAAAAGCAACAGAGAUUGUGCUGAUUCCUUCCUUGGAGAGAUAAGCAGCCUGUCCUUAACAAAAUAAACCUUUCUAUUUCUAGCUAAUUAGACAAAAAAAUUAGCUUGGGAUCAGUGUAAACUGUUUAAUUAUCUCCAUCCCUACCACCAAGGGGAAAAAAAGAAAGCAAUGGGUGACGAUGUCCUGUAGGAGACACACCAGCAUAAGCACGUAGAUGCUGAAAACUGAGUUUUUAUUGAGGGCUUUGUCUUCUGUUAAAUGCUAAAAUAAAGUGAAUUU
Molecule: messenger RNA, 2070 nt
Organism: Cinclus cinclus
Lineage: Eukaryota; Metazoa; Chordata; Aves; Passeriformes; Cinclidae
Product: tetraspanin-36-like
Exons: 7
Coding region: 135-881 (248 amino acids)
Biological process (GO): protein maturation; protein localization to plasma membrane; regulation of vascular endothelial growth factor signaling pathway
Cellular component (GO): membrane
Source: RefSeq, a predicted model, not a curated record